This is a messenger RNA of Lactuca virosa, 309 nucleotides long. The record is from the annotation of a GenBank genome assembly. NCBI's taxonomy places the organism in Eukaryota, Viridiplantae, Streptophyta, Magnoliopsida, Asterales, Asteraceae.
AUGGCUAUGGACAUUGUGAUGCUUUCAUUAAGAACUUCAAAAGGGUUGAAUUUGAAGAGUUUUGGAGAUGAUUUUGGGAGUGAGGUUGUUGUGGAGCUGUGUAAGGUGUAUGAGCCUUAUAUGAGGAGUGGGCAUGUGGUGUUUUUGGAUGAUGAAAGAAGAGAGAUUAAAGAAGAUGAGUUUAGUUCUUUGGUUUUAGAUGAUGAAAAGUUGGAAAAUGAGAUUGGAUUUAUUCGGUUAAGUGAUCCGGAUGGUUUUCUUUUGUCAAAUGAACUGAUAUCACUUGCAUUUGGGGUUAUUGAUCCAUGA